This is a messenger RNA of Mesocricetus auratus (golden hamster), 8056 nucleotides long. It is a transcript of the gene Nprl3, whose product is annotated as NPR3 like, GATOR1 complex subunit. Lineage: Eukaryota; Metazoa; Chordata; Mammalia; Rodentia; Cricetidae. The record is from RefSeq and is a predicted model, not a curated record. Gene Ontology annotation, cellular component: GATOR1 complex. The transcript has 14 exons. Gene Ontology annotation, biological process: cellular response to amino acid starvation; TORC1 signaling; negative regulation of TORC1 signaling. The coding region runs from base 150 to 1898 and encodes 582 amino acids.
AGGGCGCACACGCGCGCGUGUGUGUCCGGGCCGUGGCGCCGGCUUCCUCCGUGUCCCCGCGGGCCCGGCCCCUGGUUCUGGCUCCUACUCUUAAGUCUCCGCGGUCCCCACACGAGUUCCCCUCAGGCCCCCGCCCCGGCCCCCUCAGGAUGGGGGACAACACCAGCCCCAUCAGCGUGAUCUUGGUGAGCUCGGGCAGCAGGGGCAAUAAGCUGCUCUUCAGGUACCCCUUCCAGAGGAGCCAGGAGCACCCCGCGUCCCAGACAAAUAAACCACGAAGCAGAUAUGCUGUCAGCAACACGGCUGAACAUGUUGAUGACCAGGAUGGUGACUCCAGCAAGCCAUGUCCUCCAACCGAUGAGCAAUUGGUUGCAGGGUUCUCGGAUGUUAUUCUGGCAACAAUUUUGGCAACCAAGUCUGAAAUGUGCGGCCAAAAAUUUGAACUGAAGAUUGAUAAUGUACGGUUUGUUGGGCACCCAACACUGCUGCAGCAUGCUCUGGGGCAGGUCUCCAAAACAGAUCCAUCUCCAAAGCGGGAAGCACCCACCAUGAUUCUUUUUAAUGUGGUGUUUGCACUGAGGGCCAACGCUGACCCAUCAGUGAUAAACUGUCUACAUAACUUGUCCCGGCGCAUUGCCACUGUCCUGCAGCAUGAGGAGCGCCGCUGCCAGUACCUCACUCGAGAGGCCAAACUGAUCCUAGCACUUCAGGAUGAGGUGUCAGCCAUGGCUGACGCAAACGAAGGUCCUCAGUCUCCGUUCCACCACAUCCUACCCAAGUGCAAGCUGGCUAGAGACCUCAAAGAAGCUUAUGACAGCCUCUGCACAUCUGGUGUGGUGCGGCUUCACAUUAACAGCUGGCUGGAAGUGAGCUUCUGUUUGCCCCACAAGAUCCACUAUGCAGCUUCAAGUCUGAUCCCUCCUGAGGCUAUUGAGCGGAGCCUGAAAGCCAUCCGCCCCUACCAUGCCUUGCUACUACUCAGUGAUGAGAAGUCUCUGCUGGGUGAGCUUCCCAUUGACUGCUCUCCGGCUCUGGUGCGGGUCAUCAAGACCACAUCUGCUGUGAAGAACCUGCAGCAGCUAGCCCAGGAUGCUGACCUGGCCUUGCUGCAGGUCUUCCAGCUCGCAGCUCACCUGGUAUACUGGGGCAAAGCCGUCAUCAUCUACCCAUUGUGUGAGAACAACGUCUAUGUCCUAUCUCCCAAUGCCAGUGUGUGUCUAUACUCCCCACUGGCUGAGCAGUUCUCCCGACAGUUCCCGUCCCAUGACCUGCCAUCUAUCCUGGCCAAGUUCUCCUUGCCUGUUUCUUUAUCGGAGUUCAGGAGCCCUCUGGCUCCCCCUGCACAGGAGACCCAGCUCAUCCAGAUGGUGGUGUGGAUGCUGCAGCGCCGGCUCCUCAUCCAGCUGCACACCUAUGUUUGCCUAAUGGCCUCACCCAGUGAAGAGGAGCCCCGACUUCGAGAGGAUGAUGUCCCCUUCACUGCCCGAGUCGGUGGCCGCAGCCUCAGCACACCAAAUGCCCUAAGCUUCGGCUCCCCAACCAGCAGUGAUGACAUGACCCUUACCAGCCCCAGUAUGGACAACUCCAGUGCAGAGCUGCUCCCCAGUGGGGACUCACCACUAAACAAGAGGAUGACAGAGAACCUGCUUGCCAGCCUCUCAGAGCAUGAGCGGGCUGCCAUCCUUAGUGUACCUGCAGCCCAAAAUCCUGAGGACCUCCGCAUGUUUGCCAGGCUCCUUCACUAUUUCCGUGGCCGCCACCAUCUGGAGGAGAUCAUGUACAAUGAGAACACACGGCGUUCCCAGCUGCUCACACUCUUUGACAAGUUCCGCAGUGUGCUGGUGGUGACCACCCAUGAGGACCCUGUCAUUGCUGUCUUCCAGGCACUGCUCACAUGAGCCCAGGCAGCAAGCUAAGUGUGAAUGGGAACUAGCCUACCCCCUCCCUGCCCCAGAGCUCCUGAGUCACCUUAGGAGGAUAGGCAGUCCCAGCCUGGCAGAACUGGUUCUUGUUCCAGCUGUCUGUCUGAUCAGAAACAGCUAUAGGUAACCAUUGCACUUUUUUGUUUUGAGACAGUCUUAUGUAGCCCAGACCUCAUACUUGCUAUGUAGCCAAGGAUGACUCUGAACUCCUGAUCUUCCUGCCUCUGUCCAUGUGUGCUAGGAUUACAGACAUAUACCACCAACGUUACUUUAAAAAAUAUACGUAUAUUUAUUUUUAUUAAUGGUUUUGUGUGUGUGGGUGCCCUCAGAGGUCAGAAGAAAGCAUACCCUGGAGCUAGAGUUACAGAGGUUGUGAGCCGCUGGGAAAGGGAACUCAAGAAGAGCAGGAAGCUCUUCUAACCAUUGCCAUCUCUGCAGCCCCACCAGGCUUACUCUUCAGUCCAGUCCUCACAGCAUCUUCACUGCUGAGCUGGAGAAGGCCUUCCAAGAUGUGUCUCUAAAGUCCAAGUCCUACACACACAGUUUGUAUCUUUCUGAUCCCUUCCCCAGCCCUUCCCCUUAUGCAGCUACCCUGGAGUGUCCAAAACACUUGUUUAACUCAUUCCUGCUCCUAGGUGUAUAUAUCCAUACACUGACAAUUCUCCCCUUUGGUGCCAUACCUACUGGGUACACAGGUUUUCUGACCCAAAUGAAUAAUUAACUGCAUGCACACAAAUUCUGGCUGAGACUUGGACAGUUCCCCACAAAUAAGAUAUUUAUUGUACUUUUAAACAAUAAAAAAGCCCAUCAGGUUGUUUGCUGAGGCUGAUACAUCUGUUCAGCCACUCUGUCUACCACACUGACCCAUGGGCUGCCCUGGACAUAGAAGCGCAGUGGCUUCUGGGUCCACUCCCCUGCAUGACCAAUGCCUAUGCGAGCUGCUGCCACCACAGCUGGGCUACCUGUCUCAAGGCGGCCAUGCUCCAGCCACACAGCCUCAUCUUGGGUCAGGUCUCGUUGGUCAAAGCUCUUAUCAAUGGCCAGGGCCUGGCACAGCUUGGAGGGACCACUACAGAGCUCACGGUCCUUGAGGGUACGGCUGACAGUGCUUUUCCGGAGGGUGCUGCGAAGCUGCCGCAUGGUGUCCAGGCCCUCCAGGGGCUCUAGUGCUCGUAACAGGACACAAGCCCCAGCCCCUGUGGGACAGACAGACAGCCUGGAAGUAAAUUUCAGACCUGCACAUACCCAGUGUUGCAGGGGUGCUGCUGUCUUCCUGCACAUGUAAACUGGUAUUCACUGCAUUCAGAUAUCCAGACCCCUCUGCCCCCUCUUCCCUGUAGCAUCAACUAGGCUGCUAAGCCUUCCCUAAGAACCUUGGGAAGCCUCUACCAAGUAAGACUGACAGUGACACUCUCACCACUGCUCUCCAAGCCAGAAAUAUGAUCAACUAGUAUGGGUGAGUCUUUGGCUUCCUCUAGUCUUGAUUGGUAGUGGCUACAAGAAUGGCAUAGGAAGCCCCAGAGAGCCAGCACCUCUGGGGUAGAAUGCCACUCUACUAGAAAAUGGUAAGUCUCAAACCUAAUUCAAAUAUGAUAUAGGUCAAGAAAACCUUGAAUCCCUCCUCCCAUGCUGUACCUAGCUCACCACCUGGGACUUUCCCUGCCAUUUCAGGGAGAAGCGGGACACACAGUCCCUGUGAGUGCAGGGCAUGUGAUCCCUACUCUCGGCUCCCAGGGCCACUUAAUCAUCCCACGCUAUCCUGGCUCCCUCUCAUCUUCAUGCAAACAGCAUUGACCUCCACGUCCUUGCCUAACUCUGCUACACAUCUGCUUUAAAUUAGCUUCUGACCUCUGCUCUACUUGGCCUGAAACCCUCAUCCUCUUCCAAACCCUCAGCAUCCACACCUGGACAAGUAUCAGUGAUACCCAUGUCCUUAGCCUCUAUUCAACACGGAUGACGACCCUCACCAGGACCAUGUGCACCCUUGUGGGAAUUUGCCCCCAACCUGGAUGUUCUUGGGGGCGAUUCAAUUACAAGGUCACCCUUGCGUCUGCCUUGCUCACCAUGCCCCAGGAACCAGCAUUUUUUUUCUCCUUCAGAGACUGCAGCACUAACCAUCUCUGGUUUUAUUUCCUUAGUUCAGCCAUAUUAACAGGGUUGGUUCUGUCCAAGAAGGCUUGUCAUCUUUCUCUCUUUUUAAUUUAAAGAAAGAAAAAAGGGUGUACUGUUGUUUUGCCUGUAUGUAUAUCUGCACCACUUAUACACCUAGUGCUGAUAGAUGCUAGAAGAGGGCACUGGAUCUCCUGGAACUGGAGUUAUAGUUAUGGUUGUGAACUGCCAUGUGGGGGCUGGAAAGAAAACCCAGCUCCUCUGCAAGAGCAUCCAAUGCUCUUAACCACUGAGCUACCUCUCCAGCCUCUUGUGAUCUUUUGAUGCCUAGUCAUCCAUACCACCACUCAGGAUGAGCUUUGUGGUAGGCACAGAGUCAGUCUUGUGGUCCACUCACCUCCAGUUCCCAAGUUCCCUGCACUGGACACCCUCAGCUUUCUGCUGUGGGCAGCCACAAUUCCCUGCAUCACAAGUACGUGUCCAACAAACCAAGAACAUUGGUUGGUCACUUUGGGCCAGUGGUGGCUUUGGUAGGAUGGUACGGUUCAUCAGGCUCAGACCACUGAGAACACAAGGCUACAUGGUGUCAGGACAGAGUUGGACCCCAGAGGAGACUCAGUUUCUCUCAGGAGCACUGCACUGACAUCCCUUCACAAAUGCUGUCUGGGGCCAGAAGGUCCUAUGUGGUUAUUGCACGUUUCUAGCAGCAUCCCUGCCUUUACCUGCCAGAUGCUAGCCCGUAUUGAUAACCAGAUAUGUCACCAAACAUUGCCUGAUGUCUCCUGAGGGAGCAGAAAUGCUCCUGGAUAAGAGUGAACCAGAUCCUAUAAUAGGACUUUGGCAAGGUUCCUGUAUGAGCCCAGCUUACCCCAAACUGUUUCUUGCUUUCCCUGGUUCCCAUCCCCUGGUUCACUCCAAACCUAACCCAGAACCAAAACCAUCAUUCUGAACUCUCGUCAUAGAAACGAACUGCUCUACAUGCUGGUUGGCCCUGUAGCCUCUGCUGUGUCAAGAACAGCCAAAGCCCCUGAAAUCCCAAUUUAGCCCUCAGUGGCACCUCCCAACUCAAAUGCCUGUCUACCUCAGUCUUCCAGAGUGUUGGCCAGCUGAUAGCCUGCCUGUUUCCCCAAGCCCAGCACCACUAACCUUGACUGGAGACAUUCAAGCAGAAGUACAUGCCAUAGAUGAUGUACACAUACAGGGUCCCAGGUUUCAUGAACAUGCCACGGUUGCGGGGAGUCUGCCGGCCACCCCUUGAGUGAGCAGCUUCAUCUUCUGGCCCCAAAUAUGCCUCAGUCUCCACAAUGCGUCCACGGAGUUCUGUUCCAUCAGCAAGUCGCCGGACAAGGACCUGUGGGCAGUGAGUCUGCUCAGACCAUAGGGAUGGAGGUCAACCCAGCUGGACAGUCCCCACCUAGAUCUCUUUUAAGCUCAGGAUGUACCAGGAACCCAAGUCCAGAGAGACCCAACUACCUGGUUCCUCCAUUCUGCCUCUUCUUUUGCUCCUGCUCAGAGCCUGAAUGCCAAUAUUAAGGUCACCAGCCCUUCUGGUGUUCUGAGUCACUUGGAUUCACUGUGCAGGUUGACCUCAAAGUCCCCUCAGUGUUCUCUGCUGUCCCAUAUCCUCUUCCCACAGUUCCCUUGAGAGCCUUAAAUAUUCAGUGGCCCCAUGGGGUCCCUACACAUUUCCUGGCAUAUCCAGAUUCUGUGAUGUGCUUGUUAAGCUAGGCUAGCCACAAAGGAUCUACACUCUCAGACUGCCCAUUAGUGCUAUGACCUUAAUGAGAAACAGGCACCAUGCAGUGCCUAGUCUGGUCCAUGAUCCCAAGAAUGGCCAGAAGUCUUUUUUUUUUUUAAGAUUUAUUUAUUUAUUAUGUAUACAAUGUUCUGCCUGCAUGGAUGCCUGCACACCAGAAGAGAGCACCAGAUCUCAUUCUAGAUGGUUGUGAGCCACCAUGUGGUUGCUGGGAAUUGAACUCAGGACCUCUGGAAGAGCAGCCAGUGCUCUUAACCUCUGAGCCAUCUCUCCAGCCCCGGGCUGCAGUCUUAACUAGGGCUCAUGAAAGGAUUUCGUCACCCACCCAUGUCCACAGCACUUUACAUCUUUAUUUUUUUAUUUUUUUAGGUUUUUUGAGACAGGGUUUCUCUGUAUUGUUUUGGAGGCUGCUCUAUAGACCAGGCUGGCCUCGAACUCACAGAGAUCAGCCUGCCUCUGCCUCCCGAGUGCUGGGAUUAAAGGCGUGUGCCACCAACGCCUGGCUUUAUUUUUUUAUUUUUAUUUUUUGGUUUUUUGACUUAGGUUUGAGGGAUUAUUUGGUCAGAAGGCACCUUCAUCUCCGUCCAGGCAGAACCAUAGUGCCUCAGGGUUGAUGUAAUGGGUAGAGUGGAGGAAAAGAAGGGGCCAGUGCUUGUCUUGGAAGCCUAGAAAUCCUUUCAGGAACCCAAAACACUGAAGACAGGGAUGAAUGUUUGGAAGGGGAGAAAGGUCAGGGAGUCUCCCUUCACUAACUAUACUCGCAUGCUCCCAUGUCUCCAACUGGCACACUGAGAACCCCAGCUGAGCUGGAGGGAGCUCCCUGCACUUUUCUGGUGGAAGACCUGGGGAGGCAACAUGAUCCCCUGUAUAGAGCAGUCUGCUGUCCUGGCAACUCACUGCAGUGAGCCUUUACUGAGCUUGUCACCCACACCAGGGUUUUCCUUGACCAAAGGAAUGCACAGGCUAAAAUACCCCUCUCCGUGCCAGACAUCAUCUUGUCUACCAAUAUGGGCUCAAGCAGGCAUGACAGGGAGCCAGUUGACAUAUCCAGGAUGCUGAACAGAGGCAGAUGUAUGGUGGUGGUGGACCAUCCUUAGGCCCUUGACCUAAACUUGAGGUUUAAAAAACCCAUGUUUGUCAUAAUCAUAGAUUCUGAUUACUAUGGGGAUUUUAGAAGGAACACAGAUCCUUGACAACAGAAUUAAGUCUCUUCUCCACUAGGUCAGGGUCUGUUCCUGUUAACAUGGAACUCUUAGCACCAGUUCUUCCAUUAGAGAAACUGGCUGUCCUUGGCCAUGCUACCCUAAAGGGAAGCUUCUUAAGAGAAAAAGGUGGGCCAGGGAACCUCCUAAAACCAGCUCUGGCACCUAGGAAUAGUGGGUGCUGCAAAUGAACCCGCCAGAUCCAUCAUGUGCACUUUGGAAGGUGACAGGCUGUACUAUAGGCCACACCAGGCUGGUCCUGGGGUAGUCCCAACUUCUCACUCCAAGCAUGCCUGGCAUAGCCCACAUCCUGGACCUAUACUGACGGAGCCAUGUAAUGAGACCAGCUCUUUCAAGUGAUUCAGACACUGGCAACCUAACCUUGGCCCCAGCCAUCAGGGAACAGGGUAGCUAAAAGUGUCCCUCAGAGAUGCUGGGGCCAAUACAUAAUACCAUUAUUGUCAGUGACCCUGCUACCUCCACAAGGAACACCCCUAUCAAUAUAUAUAUAUAUAUACACACAUAUAUAUAUAUAUUUUUUCAAGACAGGGUUUCUCUGUAUAGCUUUGAAGCCUGUCCUGGAACCGGCUUUGUAGACCAGGCAGUUCUCAUACUCACAAAGAUCCGCCUGCCUCUGCCUCCUGAGUGCUGGGAUUAAAGGCUUGUACCACCAACGCCUGGCCCUAUCAAUAUUCUUAUUCUUUGCAGUGAUCCUAGACAAUAACAGCCAAAUUAUCUGAGGCCAAUGUGGACAAGACAGCUACCUAUGUGAGCACAAUGAGGCCGAAUAAAGAUGUGAACAAGCAGUGACAGGACACCUGCAUGUAUUUAUAUUACCUGUCCCAGAAAUGCACGGGCCAGGGUGACCGCUGGCUGGUCAAAAAACUCUGGUCCCAGGCGGGCAGGGUGGUCCUCUGGACUGGAGAAGUAGAUGCUCUGCUGGGGGCCCAGGGAUGAGGGUGGCCUCUCCUUAGGGAUCUGCUGCCACUGUGAUUCUGCUAGUUGCUGUUUUUUUUGUCUGAUCUUUCGGGAAAGCUGUAAUAGGAAAUAAAACAAAAGCAAAUGUU